AUGAGCUUCAAACGAUCCUCUCUCUUACACUCUGCCUACGAUGAGCUGUUGGUUGUAGGCAGCCGCUGGAGACGCUUCCUUGCGAAGGCUUCCCCCCAGGGCUUGAGUUCCUCCUCGGCAAAGCCCAGACUCGGAACCUCGCAAGUAACCAUCAUUCCUACACUCCAUAUUGCAAGUAUCCAGUUUUAUGAUCGUGUGCUCGAUUACAUGCGCAAAGCCGUCCAGCAUAACAAAAACACUGUUAUUUUCCUUGAGGGUUUAUGUGACAGCCGUGAGGCUCAGGAAGCUCAAAUGCGGGAGUACCAUGAAAUUGCGCAAAAUGAAUCCCUACGGGAGGCGAUGCUUUCGAAGGCGGACCAAAAUAAUCUGUACACAGAGGAUACCAUGCGAGAUAUCUGUAAGGAACUUUUAGUGGAUUACGAUACCCUGCUUCAUUAUAUUGAUGAGGUGCGGUUACAGGAAUGCUACCUAAAACCAAAGAUGGCAGCGUAUUGCGGCCUCAAUUUGCAUAAUGGUGCGGAUCUGGAUAUGGAAAAAGUACAAGCGUUGCUACAGGAUGAGGCAAUCCGGCUGAGCGCACUGGGUGAAACAUCCCCAUCCAGUGUCUCUGUGCCAGAAAUUGGGUUGUUCCCUGUUGUCCGCAGGAAUCGCGAGCGCAAGGUGGCCCAGCUGGCUCGCAUGCAAUGUGAGCAAUGGUUUCAAGAGGGUAUCGAAAGCGAAGUGAUUAUACCAUGGGGUUACUUUCACUCAGAGGCUAUUAUUCAUUACAUAACCGAGGGAAAUGCAAAACCAGCAGACGAGGAUUCCUCUAGUCAAAUCGAUGUUUCUGUCAGUCAAAGCAGCGAGAUCAGAGAAACUGAUCACGUGGAAUCAAAUCUUAAUGAAAAUAUUCCAGUUAUGACUAGUAGUGUUAGCAGAAGCAAAAAAGACACACCAGCGGCGCCGGCCUCUGGAAGGCCUACCUUAGUGUUCGUUGAGGCAGAUGAACUUGUUGCCAAGGUCCCUUUUGGUGUCCCAAAGGACCUUGUUGAACAGAGGAAAGACACAAAAAAUUAA
Phytomonas sp. EM1 is the source of this 1056-nucleotide messenger RNA. The record is from the annotation of a GenBank genome assembly. Lineage: Eukaryota; Euglenozoa; Kinetoplastea; Trypanosomatida; Trypanosomatidae.